Molecule: messenger RNA, 2336 nt
Organism: Dendroctonus ponderosae (mountain pine beetle)
Lineage: Eukaryota; Metazoa; Arthropoda; Insecta; Coleoptera; Curculionidae
Biological process (GO): pectin catabolic process
Cellular component (GO): extracellular region
Molecular function (GO): polygalacturonase activity
Source: RefSeq, a predicted model, not a curated record
CAGCAUCAAAACCAACUUUACACAACAAGUACGUUUGUUUGAAGCGAAAAUGCGUUUCUGGUGUUUAACAGUCCUUUCUUUUUUGUUUCUUAGUCAAUUGACGACUAGUCAGCCAUCAGUUGGUAAAUUACAAGAAGGAUGUGAAAUAACUGAAUUUAGCGAAGUCCAAGUGGCUGUUGAAAUAUGCGACAUCCUUAUCAUCGACAGUGUUUUUGUGCCUGCUGGGAAAACUUUGAAUAUGAACUUAAGAGAUCAAGCCACCCUUUACUUCCGAGGAACCAUCACAUUCGGUUACGCUGAAUGGGAAGGGCCUUUAGUAGCGAUCAAUGCAAGUAAUGCAGUUAUUGAAGGAGAAGAUGGUGCAGUUUUUAAUGGACAAGGCGAACUUUAUUGGGAUGGGCUUGGCGAAUGGGGCAGCUUAAAGCCCAAGUUCUUCAUUAUGCAGCUACAUCUACAAUCAAGAUGACUGUGUGGUUGUCUACAGCGGGUCAAAUAUUUUGGUCGAAGAUUUUAUUUGCUACGGAGGACACGGCCUGAGUAUCUCAGCAGGGCAUGAUGAUGAAAAUGUCGAGCUGAAUACUGUUUACAAUGUAACAUUCAGUGACUCAGUUGUUACAGAGGGCAAAAAUGCGAUUCAUGUGAAAACCCAUGUCGAUGGCGGUAAUGGAAGAAUUGAGAAAAUUGUUUACAAGAACAUACAAAUCGACGGGCCUAGUGAAUACGGAAUAAACAUUCAGGAAAACUAUCGAAAUCUUCCACCAAACAGCACCAUGCCUGACGAGGCCAGAAACAAUAUUCCCAUUACAGACUUAAAGUUGAUUAAUGUUUUUGGUUCGGUUGAUAGUUGGGCGGUUCCAAUAUACAUAUUCUGUGCAGAGGGCGGGUGCUUUGAUUGGGAAUUCACCGAAGUUGCAGUAAAUGGAACUGAGGCAAAUAUGUGCACAUAUGAACCAACCGGAUUUUUUUGUAAAGAAUGUUCCGCAAAGAACAGAAUGGGCAGAAAAUUUGAUAAUUGGGCUCUUACUCUUUGUCUAUUUAAUUUGGAUUUAAAAAUCAAUUUAUCAGAAAUUGUUGAAACAAGCUCUGAAAUAGUCCAAGCUGAUUUCGGCAUGACUCCCUUAUAUUUCGUGUUGAGUGUGCUCUUCCUUCUCCAAGCAUCCAUCAAAGAUGCUAAAUCGGACGAAGCUUGUCACGUCACCCAAUUCUACCAAGUAGAUGUGGCUGUUGAAAUCUGCGACGUGAUAGUCUUGGAGAAUUUGUUCGUUCCGGGUGGAGAGACUUUGAACUUGCUGUUAAAGGAUAACACCACGGUGUAUUUCAGUGGAAACAUCACGUUUGGUUACUAUGAAUGGGAGGGGCCUUUGAUCGCAAUCAAUGCAACAAAUGCAGUAAUUGAGGGCAAAGAUGAUUCAAUUUUGAAUGGACAGGGCGAGCUUCAUUGGGAUGGACUGGGCGAAUGGGGCAGUGUUAAACCAAAAUUUUUCGUUAUGCAAUUACACAACAGCAUCAUGUCUAAUAUUCACGUGUUGAAUCCUCCUGUACACACGGUUUUGUUAACCGAUUCGACUAAUGUUGAAUUAAGCGGCUGGAAUAUCGAUGCAUCUGAAGGAGACGUGGAUGCCGUUGGAAGCGACAGAGCUGGACACAACACUGAUGGUUUCGACGUUUUCAACUCAAGCAAUAUUCUGCUGCAGGACUCCAUUGUCCAUAACCAGGACGAUUGUGUGGCUAUACGAUGUGGCACCAACAUCGUGGUAGAUAAAUUCAUCUGCUAUGGUGGCCAUGGACUGAGCAUAUCAGUGGGAUUCAGUAACGACUCCUUUGUACUGAACACCUUAAUAAAUGUGACCAUCAGCAACUCAAUCGUUAAGGGAGGGGACAAUGGAAUUCACAUCAAAACUCAUGUCGAUGGAGGAGAUGGAAUUAUCUCCAAUGUUACUUAUGAAAACAUUAUUCUUGAUGGAGCAUUAAAGUAUGGAGUAAACGUUCAGCAAAACUAUCGGAACCAGCCUGCCAAUAGCGGCAGCACUUUGGACCCAGAAAACAACAUCCCCAUUCUAAAUCUGGACUUGAUUAAUGUUGAUGGAAAUGUUGCUGAUUCCGCUACUCCAGUUUACAUUCUGUGUGCUGAUGAAGGAUGCUAUGACUGGAAGUUUGAGGACGUUUCAAUAAUUGGCUCCAAAGAAAGCAACUGCAACUACGAGCCAUCUGAUUACUAUUGCUAACAAUGAAUAAACCGAAAACAAUAAUAUUUCAAUUCUCAGCUAGAAACUACGAUAUAAUAAAGUUGUUACAAAAUAUAUUUCAAUAUUAGAAUUACACGACCCAUGCAUGUU